Molecule: messenger RNA, 1592 nt
Organism: Gossypium raimondii (Peruvian cotton)
Lineage: Eukaryota; Viridiplantae; Streptophyta; Magnoliopsida; Malvales; Malvaceae
Product: gibberellin 2-beta-dioxygenase 8
Exons: 5
Coding region: 259-1347 (362 amino acids)
Source: RefSeq, a predicted model, not a curated record
UAUACAAUGGGUUUAUUAUUACUUAUCAGUCUUCCCUUCACAAUUCCCAUAAAAACCCUAGAAAUUUAUGUUAUUUACUGCAUUGCUUUUUCACUUAUAACUCUUCGUUUCUAACAGCUUUACCCUCUCGUUUUAGUACUUUCAUUCCCUUGCAUUUCAAUCCCUGUAUGUUUAGUUAAGUAGGGGAUUCUAUGCAAUAUAUAUUUUUUGAAUUCAAAGAAAUGGUUUGUGGGGUUUUUCUUCUCCUUGUAGUUGCUUAUGAGCUUGCAUUGUCAGAAAUCCGCCAAGGGAGAUAAGGUGAAUACACACAAAUUCAAAGCUGAUAUCCAUCAGGAUCGAGAAGAUAGUGAGGCAAUGGCAAUUGAACCACCAUUUUUUGAGAAAUACAAGGCCAUCUUGCAGAGCUCUGCAAAUGAAAAGGAGAAACCUUCCACGGUUGAAGGCUUUGAAGAACUUGAACUACCUCUGAUUGAUCUUAGUCACUUGAAUCUUGGACCACUUGAGAGACAAGAAUGCAUAGAAAAGAUGGGUCAAGCUGCUAUUGAAUGGGGUUUCUUUCAGAUUGUGAACCAUGCGGUUCCAGAUGAGCUUCUAAACAGGUUGAAGCAAGAACAAAUCAAGGUAUUUCAGCAGCCUUUUGACAAGAAAUCUGAAAACAACUUUUUGAAUUUAUCAGUUCAAAGCUAUCGUUGGGGGAACCCUCUUGCCACUAGCUUGAGGAACCUUUCAUGGUCAGAAGCUUUGCAUAUAUCUCUCAAAGAUAUCUCAAAAAUGGAUGAAUACAAUAAGCUCAGGUCAACCAUUGAAGAGUAUGCAGAAAAAGCUAAUUUCCUGGCUCAAAGAUUGGCUGAAUAUUUAGCACAAAAUUUGGGAAUCAAAGCAAAUUAUUUCCAAGAGAACUGCUCACCAAGCUCUAGUUCUCUUCGAAUGAACAGAUAUCCUCCCUGUCCAUACCCUUCCAUGAUGUUUGGUAUUAUCCCUCACACUGAUACUGAUUUUCUAACCAUUGUAUCCCAAGACCAAGUUGGGGGAUUGCAGUUGAAGAGAAAUGGAAGAUGGGUUAGUGUUAAACCCAAUCCUAAAGCCCUAGUUGUCAACAUUGGUGACUUUUAUCAGGCAUUGAGCAAUGGGGUAUACAAGAGCAUAACUCACCGAGUGAUUGCCAACCAAGAGACAGAAAGGUACUCAGCGGCAUACUUCUACUGCCCCACCUACGAAACAGUGAUAGAAAGCUGCAGCAAGCCAAGUUUGUACAAAAAAUUUAGUUUCAAAGAGUAUAGAGAGCAAAUCCAGAAGGAUGUUAAAGCUACUGGGGACAAAGUAGGGCUUUCUCGGUUUCUUUUGUGAAUUGGAAACUUAAACAAAAAAAAGAGAAAAAGAAAUUCGUUAUUAUUAUUCAUGAGCUUGCUUUCGUAAGUCGCUGCCAUGACAGCUUAGCGAUGCCAUGACAGUGAUGAGUCUUAUAGCUAAGCUACUCCUUGACUCUUGAGUGACACUUUCUAAAAUAAUUGUACUUAAGUUCUUGCAGGCUUCAGCUACGGCUAAUUUGGCUGUUGUUGCUUUAACAUUUUCUGCAACAAGAAUAUAUAUAA